CCUUCCUCUCCUUUUCCUCGCACCCUGCUACAUUUCCUUCCAUUUCUCCCCCCAAACCCUGGGGACUUCCCCGCGCAAAUUCGCUCCCAGCAGGAUGAAGCUCUCAUCCAAUCAACAUCCUCAGAGAAUCGCAUUCCUUGGACUUUUCGCCAUUCUCUUGCCGAUUUUUGUCCCGAAUCUGUUCGCCCCCUUGGGCCGCGCCUCUCCUUCUCUCUUCUCCGAAUGGAAUGCUCCAAGACCUCGGCAUUUACCUCUACUUGAGGGCGCUAUAAAUAGGAAAACUCCGAUUAAGCAGCAGUCUGAGUUAUGGUCUCCGUUGCCGAAUCAAGGGUGGAAGCCCUGCAUUGAGUCCAAAAAUAUCCCUUCAUUGCCGGAGAAAUUUCAAGGGUUUAUUCAGGUAUUUCUUGAUGGAGGAUUAAACCAGCAGAGAUUUGGGAUCUGUGAUGCAGUUGCUGUUGCUAAAAUAUUGAAUGCAACACUGGUGAUACCACACCUUGAAGUAAAUCCUGUCUGGCAGGAUUCAAGUUCCUUUGGGGAUAUAUUUGAUGUGGAUCAUUUUAUUAGUGUGCUUAGUAAUGAUAUUUCUAUUGUAAAAGAGAUGCCCAGAGAAUACUCUUGGAGCACUAGGGAGUAUUAUGCUACGGGUAUUCGAGCUACUAGAGUUAAAUCUGCACCCGUCCAUGCUUCAGCUAAUUGGUACCUGGAAAAUGUCUUGCCUGUUUUGCAGAGUUACGGGAUUGCUGCUAUUUCCCCAUUCUCUCACCGAUUGGCAUUCGAGAACUUGCCAGCAAAUAUUCAACGCCUACGUUGUAAAGUCAACUUCCAAGCAUUGGUUUUUGUCUCUCAUAUCAAGAUGUUAGGAGAGACCCUUAUUCAUCGCCUCAGGUAUCUUCCUAGCAAGUAUCAAGCUUCACAGGCUGAGUUCCUGCAGGAGAAAGUGGAUGAUGCUGCAGAAGGAGCUGGAAAGUUUGUUGUAUUGCAUCUUCGGUUUGAUAAAGAUAUGGCUGCCCAUUCAGCCUGCAAUUUUGGUGGAGGUAAAGCUGAGAGACUAGCUCUAGCCAAGUAUCGCCAAGUGUUAUGGCAGGGAAGAGUCUUAAACUCCCAGUACACUGAUGAGGAGUUGAGGGGUCAGGGCCGCUGCCCAUUGACACCAGAGGAGAUAGGGUUGCUGCUAGCAGCUUUGGGUUUUGACAACAAUACUCGGCUCUAUCUUGCUUCACACAAGGUUUAUGGUGGAGAAGCAAGGAUUUCGUUUCUGCAAAAACUUUUUCCAUUAAUGGAAGAUAAGAAGAGCCUUGCUUCUGCAGAGGAGCUGGCUGAGGUUGAAGGCAAGGCUUCUUUAUUGGCUGCAGUUGAUUACUACGUGAGCGUCCAAAGCGAUAUCUUCGUCUCUGCUUCCCCAGGAAACAUGCACAAUGCACUGUUGGGACACAGAGCUUACUUGAACUUGAAGACCAUAAGACCAAACAUGUUGCUGCUGGGACCACUCUUCCUGAAUGGGAGCAUUGGAUGGUCUGAGUUUCAGCAGAAGGUUAUAGAUGGGCAUAAAAAUAGACAAGGACAAACCAGGUUAAGAAAGCAGAAGCAAUCCAUAUAUACAUAUCCUGCUCCUGACUGCAUGUGUCAAGCUUAAUUGGAAGUAAUUUAGAUGUUAUUUAUUUUAUUAGACUUUAUCUAAAAACAAUGUGGCUGCCAAUAUCUGUAGCUUGGAUGUAUUGUCAGGAAAUAUGCUCCUAAAUGUUCCAAAUGUAACUAAUAACCUAGCAGCCAAUGAUAAUCUCUUGUUGGCGGGGUGAGUCAUUCGACAUUACGACUGGGUGGGUGUGAGAAAUGAGAAAAGAUUAGGUUUCCUCGUGCAACCCACAGCGAAAAAUGAUGUUGAAAAUGUGUCUACAUUUCUUUUUUUGGGGGAAAAAUGUAGGCAUGUUGAAUUAUGAGAACACGAACAUGUGGGCAGUGCCAAUUUAGAGGCUUUAUUCAAUGGAAAUUCAUUUAGGUUAUGUUUGGGAACUUAAAUUUGUAUUUGAAAGAUGUAUUUAAAAUACAUGUAAUUUAAAGUA
Rubroshorea leprosula is the source of this 2060-nucleotide messenger RNA. The record is from the annotation of a GenBank genome assembly. NCBI's taxonomy places the organism in Eukaryota, Viridiplantae, Streptophyta, Magnoliopsida, Malvales, Dipterocarpaceae.